CUCCUCUCAUUUAAUGCACACAUAUGGCUUGGAAAUAUGUAUUUAUUUGAUUUCAACCCUGUUCCUUCUUCUUCAUCUCUUACUUCUGAAUUUUCACCAUUAUAAUUCUCCAAUGGCUUCUGUUCAUCCAGCAGCAACAGCGUUUCUCCUUUCUCUGCUCUUCUUCGCUCAUCUUCAGCUCUCCAUGGCCGGCGGUUUUCUCUCUGGCUCAGUCUCAUGCAUGGACUGCUCUCCCUCACAUGAUCUCUCUGGGAUCAGCCUGGCAGUCAACUGCGGCGGACAAAAAACACAAUCCUACGCGUUGACCAACAUCAACGGUCAAUUUCUGAUCUCCGUCCCAAAUCCUCCUCCUCCUCCAUCCGACUGCUCUGUAAAUCUACUCGGCGCAAGAACUCAGCUCUGCGGCUUCAAAAACUCAAUCACCUCCAAAAUCAUCGCCAUUAAUUCCUCAAUUAAAUCAUCAAACAGCUCUUACGCUCUUCAAACGCCGCUCGCCUUCUUCACCUCCUGCCAGAAGAUAAUCGAACAGGCGAAGCUUGAGAAGACGAACGGAGCUAAUAAUGGCGGCGGAGCUGGUUUGCGGGCGAGGGGGCCGCAGUCGCCGCCGGCAGAGGGAUUCGGCCUGCCACCGUUGCCGCCGUUGAUCUAUGUUUUCCCCUUCAUUCCCAUCAUUGGGAUUCCUUGAGGUUGAAGAGGAGUGGUUUAGCUGGCUAUUAUGGUUGAAAUUAGUGGGCUUUGUAUCUGAAUAAAAGGUGUUUGUUUGUUUGUUUGUUUGUUUGGUUUGUAAUAAUGAAGUUGAUUAAUAUUUGAAUGGGUUUAUUAAGGAUAAUUUGGUCA
This is a messenger RNA of Phalaenopsis equestris, 837 nucleotides long. RefSeq lists its product as uncharacterized. NCBI's taxonomy places the organism in Eukaryota, Viridiplantae, Streptophyta, Magnoliopsida, Asparagales, Orchidaceae. Bases 14 to 685 code for a protein of 223 amino acids. The record is from RefSeq and is a predicted model, not a curated record. The transcript is spliced from 2 exons.